This is a messenger RNA of Anoplopoma fimbria (sablefish), 1872 nucleotides long. Its product is annotated as angiopoietin-related protein 3-like. Bases 67 to 1593 code for a protein of 508 amino acids. NCBI's taxonomy places the organism in Eukaryota, Metazoa, Chordata, Actinopteri, Perciformes, Anoplopomatidae. Gene Ontology annotation, biological process: phospholipid catabolic process; triglyceride homeostasis; phospholipid homeostasis. The transcript has 7 exons. The record is from RefSeq and is a predicted model, not a curated record.
GGGAGAGGGCUGCCAGUUGUUCCCAUUACAUCACCGACACAGCUGGAGAAGCAGCACAACAACAACAUGAGAAUCGCACUAAUUCCCUUAUUGUUGGUCGUGGCUGCUGCCUGUGUCCCUGCCCUGUGUGGCAGAGAGGAGCAGCCCGUCCUCCAGCCCGAGGCCCCGGUCGAAACCCGUUCCCGCUUUGCUGCCCUGGAUGACGUGCGUCUCCUGGCGAACGGCCUCCUCCAGCUGGGUCAGAGCCUGCGGGAGUUUGUGCAGAAGACAAAGGGACAGAUAAACGACAUCAUCCAGAAGCUAAACAUCUUUGACCACUCAUUUUACCAGCUCUCAGUGCUUGCCAGUGAAAUUAAAGAGGAAGAAGAGGAGCUAAAGAAGACCACCGUGGUGCUGAAGGCCAACAACGAUGAGAUCAAGGGCCUGUCUGUUGAGAUCAACUCCAAAGUGGACAACAUCCUGCAGGAGAAGAGUCGGUUGCAGAACAAGGUGGAAGGGCUGGAGGAGAAGCUGAGCAGCAUGUCACAUGGCCUGGUGACUAGCGAACAAGUGGCAGAGAUCAGUGGCCUCAGGGAAGUGAUCCUAAGCCAGGAGCGGAGCAUUACAGAGCUGCUGAAGGCUGUGAGGGAGCAGAGUGACCAGCUCAACCACCAGAGGGUCAAGAUCAAGGUUCUGGAGGAAAAGCUUACAGUCAACACAUUGACACAAGAGACCAUUGAGAGGAUUCCUGACAUCUUCAACAGUGAAGCACCAACACUCACCCCUUAUUUGACCUCAAGCUCUACCAGCACCACCGAUCUGCCGUCAGACUGCAGUGACCUGUUCAAGAGAGGGGAGAGACUCAGUGGUGUCUAUGCCAUCAGACCCACUGGAACGGAGCCCUUCAUGGCUUUUUGCGACAUGAGCAAAGAUAAUGGAGCAACAGUCAUCCAGCGAAGGAUGGAUGGUUCAGUGAAUUUUGAUCAAAACUGGGAGAAGUAUGAAAAUGGGUUUGGAGAUUUUCAAGGGGAUUUUUGGCUGGGUCUCAGAAACAUCCACUCUCUAGCCACUCAGGGCAACUCUGUCCUUCACAUCCAGCUGGAGGACUGGAAACAGAACAGGCGCUUCAUUGAAUACAGAUUUAAACUUAAUGGUCCUGAAGGCAACUACACCAUUCACCUCACGCAUCUGUCUGGAGAUUUGCCGGACCCCAUGAGCAACCACACAGGCAUGAUGUUCUCCACCAAGGACAGGGACAAUGACAACCACCAGGACUCCAACUGUGCCCACAACUACACAGGUGGAUGGUGGUUCAACGCCUGCGGAGACACAAACCUGAAUGGGAGAUAUUUCCACAUGAGGCCUAAGGGGCGCUCCGAGCGUAGGAGAGGGAUUGAGUGGAGGCCGGGCCAAAAGGCAGCUUACUCCCUCAAGCUCACCCAGAUCUCUGUACAUCCCAUGGCUUCCCCACUACCACCUCCUCCACUUCCGCCUCCUCUGAAACAGGUGUCUUUCAGUGAUCCAGCACCAGCAUUCUCAGUGAAAAUACUCAAUGUAACAGUGGCCCCUUCAGGAGAGCCCUGGCAAUGCUUCAUGUGGACAGCCAUUGUUUAAGACGGCUUUGGCAGAGACAAAGAUAUCUCUUCAGACUGUCAAGUUCCAGUAGAUUAUGUCACAGAGGACACUACACAAGCUUUACAAUUCUGAGCGCUGUGCUAAACUGAUGAAGCCAAAAUAAUGCAUUACCUAAGCCAGGAUAGUCUCUAAUGUAAUAGAACACUUGUAUUGUGAAAUCUGAAAAAUAUUGAAAUACAGUUAACAUACAAUUUAUCUUCACUCGCUGUAUCUCAGAGGUCAAAGGUUAUUGAGGAGAAAUUAAAACAUACAGCCAUU